Caenorhabditis briggsae is the source of this 1476-nucleotide messenger RNA. It is a transcript of the gene Cbr-sma-5, whose product is annotated as Protein CBR-SMA-5. Gene Ontology annotation, molecular function: protein serine/threonine kinase activity; ATP binding. Lineage: Eukaryota; Metazoa; Nematoda; Chromadorea; Rhabditida; Rhabditidae. Gene Ontology annotation, cellular component: cytoplasm; nucleus. Gene Ontology annotation, biological process: protein phosphorylation; intracellular signal transduction. The coding region runs from base 1 to 1476 and encodes 491 amino acids. The record is from RefSeq and is a predicted model, not a curated record. The transcript is spliced from 8 exons.
AUGUCACCACCACAAGAAAACCAGCGAUCGCCAGUGGGCGGGUACCAUAACCGUUACAGCCCACAAGUUAUCAAUAACACUCAAAAUUCCAAGAAUAAAGGAUCCAUUGAAGCAAUGGCGCACCGCAAACCGUUCGGUGAAGCUAACUUGAACAUUCAAGGCUCAAUGCCAGCCAAGAAAGAGGGGUUCAACCGUGUGCUAGACGGUUUGAAGAAGCGUCAAUUACAACAUGAUUUUAAAUUGGAACGUGCUGCGGAGACCUAUGAGCCUAUCCAGAAUAUUGGGUCGGGAGCGUUCGGAAUUGUUUGUGAAGCUGUAGAAACUUCAAGUGAUGAUAAGGUCGCCAUUAAAAAAGUUGCUCAUGCUUCCGCCACUCCUACACUUGCCAGACGUACACUUCGGGAAAUCCGUGUCCUUCGCUACAUCGACCAUCCAAACAUUGUCACACUCCGUGACAUUUUCAGAACACAAGGUCCACUUGGCAUCGACGUUUUUCUUGUCAUGGAUCUGAUGCAAAACAACCUUCAUCACAUUAUUUAUGGAAACGAGGAACCAUUGGAUGAAUACUACAUCAACCAGUUUUUGGGACAGCUUUUGAGAGGACUGGAGUACCUUCAUGUCGCCUCCAUCGCACACAGAGAUCUAAAACCAUCGAAUCUGCUAGUCAAUCAGGAUGGAACUCUUCGGAUAGCAGACUUCGGAAUGGCCAAGUUCACAGACAACAGUUCAAAGAAACAUGACGAUGAGGAGCAUUGUUACUAUAUGACUCAACAUGUGGCCACCCUUCCAUACAGAGCUCCAGAACUAUUAUUUGUCCUACCAGAACACUCAACAGCAGUUGAUAUGUGGGCGGUGGGAUGUAUUUUUGGAGAGAUGGUCACUAGAAACGAGUUUUUGCCGGGUAGAAGUGUUCAGGGACAGAUUAAAAUGCUUCUGGCGAUGUUGGGACAUCCACCACAACAUGUUAUCGAUGAGAUCAGAUGUGAUCGCACAAAAAAGCUGAUUCAAGACUACGAAAGAAGGGCAGACGGCGAAUGGGAUGAUAUUAUGUAUUGCAAGGCUAGAGGAGAUCAUCAAAUCGUUCGUGGACACUGCGACACUAUUGAUUUUGUGAAGCAACUCUUCCAGUAUGAUGCUACAAAAAGAAUCAGCAUUCAAGAAGCAUUAGCUCAUCCUUACAUUCAAAGAGUCAUUGAGCCACAGGGAUCUCAAAAGAAAUGUCCUUUCAGAGUCAAGAAAGAUAUGAUGCAAGUGGAAGACUUGAGUCAUCAGGAAUUAAUUGAAAUCAUGAAGCAAGAUGUGAGGUCUGCAGAGAACACUUAUAAUGAGAUGCGAUCUGGAGAUUCAACAGGCAGCACCAGUUCGGACAGCCUGUCAGCGGAUACGAGUGGCGAGUAUCCGCCUAUGGAGCAGCAUGAGAAAAUAAUGGAAGACGUGGCGACACAAAUCUCGAUUUGUGAGCCGUCAUCCCUGUAA